AUGGCCGGCGACAGAGACAGAGACCAGGACAGAAAUCGGGACGGAGGACAGAAAUCAGGACAGGGACCGGGACUGGGACCUGGACAGAGGCUAGGACAGAAAUCAGGGCAGGGACCGGGACCGGGACCGGGACAGAAAUCGGGACAGGGACCGGGGCGGCGCUCGACCGCCCUGCGCCGCACCAGGAAGGAGAAGAAGGUGGACAACAUGAAGCCCAAGCACCCUGAUGAGCAGGAGAUCCCCUUCCGCCUGCGGGAGCUCAUGAGGAGCCGUGAGGCCAUGAAGCGCCCUGACCCCAGAAGGCAGCAGGGUGCAGAGAAGAAGCAGCAGCCCAAGGCAAAGGGCACCAAAGCCCAGGGCGACAUCCCUGUGCCCAGGUUCAGGAGGGGCAAGGGGGAGUCAGAGCGUUCCUACAUCUGCCGCAUGGAGCAGGAGGUGAAGCACCUCCUCUUCCUCACCAAGAACCAGGUGCAGCGGGAGCCUGAGAAGGAGGACAUAGCACCGGCGAAGUCCAAGAGAAAGAAAGAGUUUCAGAACAAGAAGCUGGAAAAAGCUCGGAAGAAGAAGGAGGAGAAGAAAGAGGCCAUGCUGGAGAAGAGAAGGUUCCAAGACACUGUGGCGUUCGGGGAGGUGGUUACGCAGCCGCCCACCAUCACCUCACGGCCCAGGGGCCAGGGCCCUGCAGAGCAGGCUGGACGGAGGCAGCUCCUCCUGAGGUCUUGCCUGGGCCAGAGCCAGGCAUCCCCAGCAGCGCGGAUGUCAAUGGCUCGGCAGCGCAUCGUGGAGGAGGAGAGAGCCCGCGUCAUCCAGGCCUACAGGGACAUCCAGAGGCGCAAACGGCAGCAGCGGGAGAUGGCACAGGCUGGCAGCACCCAGCCUGGCCAGAGGGUGCCCCGCUGA
Messenger RNA from Indicator indicator, 900 nucleotides. RefSeq names its product coiled-coil domain containing 137 (gene CCDC137). Lineage: Eukaryota; Metazoa; Chordata; Aves; Piciformes; Indicatoridae. The transcript has 7 exons. The record is from RefSeq and is a predicted model, not a curated record. The coding region runs from base 1 to 900 and encodes 299 amino acids.